AUGGCCCCCACGGAGAACACGGCGAUUCAAGUGAAUCCGCCGCAAGGGUUUUAUGUCAAUUUCGAUGUUGACACGACGUACGUCAUUCCCUUCACUGUGCGAAAUGACGCACACUCCAUGUGCACUGUGCGCUUUACGCCUCCCAGGAACCAGCACGUUUUUCGUAUUAAUACCGCCUCGGUGCGUCUGGCCCCAAGACUUUCAUACGUGAUUGAGGUGGAAUUCAUCACGCACGUGGCGCAGGACUACCAGGACAGCUUUGUUGUAUUCACCAACACAGAAUCUAUCACGGUGCCGCUUGUGGCGAAGUGCAGCCCGGAUCUUGAGUUUCCCACGAAGUUAAACUUUGGACGGGUUGAGCGAGACUGUCGUGGUUUGUCGAAGGUGCUGCGCUUCACAAACAAGGGCCGGCGUGACAAGCACGUGCACAUAAAAAUUGGAAAACAAAGUACAGGAGUAAAGGUGAGACCACUGAACUGCGUUGCUCCGCCAAUGGGCUUUGUGGACGUGUGCGUUGAGCUCCUGAAGCUAGAUUUCGGUCACCACCAGCUGCCGCUUCAUAUCGACGUGGAUGGCGAGGCGAAGCAGCGGACACUGCUGUUGGAGGUGGAUGUGAUGGACAGCAAAGGCGUCCUUAUUGACCCGUGCAGCGGUGAGGAGGUACACGCACUGGCGUUUGCCAAGACGUACUUGGGCACGAGAAGCGUGGUGGAGCUUGAUGUGCGCAACGACAGCGAGCAGCCGGUGAGUUUCGCGUUUCAGGCCGCAGCGGACAUCUCGGCUGAGCAGCAAAACCCGCAGCCGUUUGACUUUGUGCCGCGACAAGGCCGAAUUGGUCCGCACGAGACGACACGUGUGACCGCUGUCUUUGCACCGCCCAUGGCAUAUUCCCCACAGGGUUGGUCGUGCCGCCGCGAGAAUCCACGUGUCUUAAAUAACAUGUACGAGUGUCUUUACUCGCUGCUUUUCCUGGAGAUGGAACACACACACACGGUACGUGUGACUGGGACCAGCACAACGACUGCCGCGUGGUUGUCGCAGCCUGUUGUGGACUUUAGCCAGUGCGCCAUGAACGAUACCCGCGAUGUGACGUUGACGGUGCACAAUGGGCAUAGUGAGAUGCCGCUGCAUUUUGCGUUUCCUCGCGUCGCCCACUUCUCCAUUGACCCUGCCGACGGGAAAGUGAAGCCCCGCUGUUCACGCGCCGUUCGAUUGACUUUUUGUCCACGUCGUCUAGGUAAAUUUGAGGAGCAUUUGAAGGUUGUCUUCAAUGAGACGGAAGAGCACAGCCUGACUUUCUUGGGCGUUGCGAAAUCACUCGUUCCGCCGCGGAAGAUUGUCGGUGGGGCCGACAAACUGCCGGAGGAUUUUGUCUGCGCGCGGAAGAGCGUCACUUUGGUGAAGGAACCGCCAUGUGCCAUUUUAAUUCCCGCGGCGGAGACGAAGUUGGAUGCCGUUGACAUUGGUAUGACGCCAGCGGAGGGCCUGCAGCCACCCGAGCCGGAGAUUCCCGCUGCCAUCGGCAAGAAAAAGGACAGGGGGGAAAUUUCACUGCUGCGCGAGGCCGACCACUUCUCACCCGUCUUGCUGGACGCAAAGACGCUCAUCCGAAAGGUGUUCAAGGAGACCCCGAGCAACGCGGUGGAGCGGCGGGAUUGCCGGCGUGAGUUGCAGCCGAUGGAGCUCCUGCGCAUCGCGGCACCCAUCAAAGUGAUUGACUACAAGCGGGUGACCGUCGGUUCCACCUCAACCAAAACGUUUUUCUUGUACAACGGGACCUCCGCCACGGUGCUGGCGGAGAUGCCGACGGAGGAGGCCCAAUUGUCUUUUUCUCCACACUCGCAGGUCAUUCCGGCUGGUCGCGCGGCCGCAUACGAUGUGAGUUUCCACAGCUCGGUGGUCCAGACAUACCAGCAGGUUGUGCAGAUCAAAAUAAAUGGGCGUUAUAUGCUGCGAUUUACACUGCAGGCGGAUGUUGUGCCAGUCGAGGUGACUUUGUCGCGUGACGAUGUCGUGAUUAACUUUGCGGAAUUUGGGGAUGAUCCCAAAGCGUACGCCACUGUGACACUAUUCAAUCACGGGAACAGCGAGGCAUUCUACGCCUGGUCGCUGAACAAUGGCCCUUUCACUAUUGAGCCGAUGAAUGGCUCUAUUGCUCCACUGAGCAAGGUGACGGCACACUUGACGUUUAGUCCACCUCAGAGUGUUCUUAGCGCGGAGGCAAGGGCAGAAUUGCAUGUGAAGGGAGCAUUGGAUGCGAGAGUGCUUCGUCUGAAGGGUAUCAUUGCCCCUACGUCAUGCGGGUGGUCGGAUAUUUUGGGCGGCGGCAGUGCCGCUAGUCGUACGAGUGUAACGGCAGGCGGUGAACAUGUAAUUAAAUUGCUACAGGUACCCGCCGGUUUGGCGACACGAGCGACUGUCUUGCUGCAGAACAAAGGGCGCAAUAGCGCCUACUUCUCCUUUGAAUUUGUACCGGAGUGGGUUACGGUCACGCCAAUGUGUAGCUGUGUUGGGGUGGGCGAGGUGGAGGAGAUCACACUUGCCGUGCUGCAUGAUACACCGGGUUUGCUGCAGGCUGUUUUGCUUUGUUUUGUGCGUGGCAUGAGAAGACCGCUGAAGCUGAACCUCACCGCAGAGGUAUGUGUGGCACCGUUGUGUAUUUUGUCACCUCCACGGACCAACGGAGAAGUUCUUUUGGAGUUUGACUCAGUUUACAUUGGAACGGAGAAGGCGCUACCGGUACGCUUUCAAAACAGUGGUGACGUGGCGGCUGUCGUGUUUGUGGACCUCCGCUAUCUUUCAGAGUACUCGCUGCGCUGCCCGGAGGGCGGGGCGGCCUCGCUGGCGUGGCGGGGUCGCGGUGAAUCCGUUCCAGGGGAGACGUACGUCACCAUCCCGCCUCGCAGCGAAGCGAACGUGCUGUUUGUUUACCGCCCCAUCGGCUUGAGCAACGAUGAGCGCUUCCUCGUUGCGUGGCGGCACAUUGGGGCGAAUGAGAUGAAUCCACUGGCGCCACUUGCGAUUUCUGCACGGGCGAUGGUGUCACAGAUAGCCGUGGGGCGACAAGUCCUCGAAUUCCCGCGCACAGUUAUCGGGAGCACCGCUGUGCCAAUGUCCGUCGCGAUUGAGAACUUCUCUGGUGAUUCGGUGCGGUGGGAACUCAUUUUGACUCGUGGCGAUGGCAGUAAGAAAGAAAGAAGCAGCGAUAAGAGCGCUGCGUGCGAAGUAUCCCCUUUCCACGUGAACCCGGAGAGUGGCACGUUGGCACCCCACACAAGUGAACUUCUGCACGUCGCAUUUGCGCCCACCACGGAGGGCAAUUGGCAGGAAAGCUACUCUGUGUAUAUUGACGGGAACCACCUGCGUCCUUGUGCGGAGGUGCGGGUCUCUGGGUUCGCUGCCAAUCCACGGAUUUUGUGCGACAAGGAAGAACUUGUUUUUCCUGCCGUUCCUCUCAAUGUUGUGGUGCGAGAGACGAUGUAUAUUAAAAAUGACAGUUUUGACACCAUUGAUGUACGAUACUCCAGCAAGGGGCAGGGCCCACUCACCGUCACCUUCCCACACGCUGCCACCUUUAACUCUUCCUCACGUAUUCCUGUCGUUGUGGAGUUCUGCUCCCCGAAGCCUGUCACACUCUCGACAUCCAUUACGUUUACAUCAGACAAGUGUGAAACACUCACGAUUCCUGUAACCGCCACAGCCGUCAACUCAUUUCUUACGACCGCUCCAUACGUUAUUUUCCAGCGCGGCUUCUCACAUAUUAGGGUCCCUGAGGAUCCCGUCGUGGCUGUAGGGCACAGUGAAGAGGAAGAAAGUUCGGAUGAAAAGGAGGAGCGGAUUAUGCCACUCAUCUACCACGAUGACGUCCCUGCGUUUCCCUCUAGCGCUGCUGCUACCGCUACUGCUAUUAGCCCAAUGGCUACCGGCUCCGGUGACAGUGCUACGAAUGAUCGUAAGCAUCAUUCAGUGGGUCCUGAGCGUCGCCUGACGCUCAAAUCUUCUCCGUUUGGCUACGUGGAUGCCGUUGGACAAAUUCUGUAUUCAAAACACGCGAUUGAAAACCUGCGGGUGUGGCUAAACCAUAGCGUUUUCCAAAAGCCUGUGGAUGAUCUCAUCUAUACACUGCAGUCGACUGACGGACGCCAACUUGUUGAGGCGGCGUGCCGACUUUCUGGUAAGAAACCCAAUAAAUUGGCUCGACCCACUGGGAGCGAAAGGUCGUUGAAUUCUCUCCAGUUAUUGGUGUCAAUGAUAAAGUCGAAGGGCGGUUGUCUGAGUGAAGUCCGCUUACCGUAUUUGUUGAAUUACGGCGCGUACCGCCGUUACUGCGAGAGCUCCGGCGCGGAUGUUCUUUCAGAAAUCGCCUUUGCCACGCGUGCGGAUCAUGCGUGGGUGACAGUAAUCCUGCAGUUUAUUCGUGUGUUUUAUCUUCCCAAGGUGGAUCUUGCGGCCAUUUCUCAGCUUUACCCGGGGAUGAAGGCGUAUCUUUCAAACGCCACGUGGGAACCUGCACCUUUUCAGGCGGCCCUUCGCGAAAGCAAUGUGUUCAGCCCCGAAGAAGGUUUACUGCUCUGGUGGGUUUUCUACAAUGUGCAGAAGUGCAAGAGGGAGGGUCUGCUGAAGGGUAGGACGAAGAUGCUUCGGGGAUUUGACGACCUAUGCGACUGUGUGGGUGUGAUUGCUUGCAUUCUUGCAUAUGUGCCUUCGGCAGCAACACGUUUUUCAUUGAUGGAACGCCUUGUUUCUGAGCCUAAAACUCGAAACGAUGUGGAGAACAAUGUGGCGCUGCUUUUUGCCAUGCUGACUUACCUUGGGUUUCCCGCCUGUGUCGGGCCACGUGACCUGCUAGAGUACAACAGCGUCGACUGGCUGCUGCUUGUCGCGACGCUCUUUGUUUUUCUGCCGCGCUUCAUUCCGUCUGCCGUCAUUUUGCUUGAGGGAAAACUGCUCGUCCCGAUGUCACGGUCACUGGAGGUGGCGAACGCGUCGAACACGGAACGUACGUACACCGUUGAGAUGAGCAACGCCGUCUUUCGAGCACUGCCACGGGAGUUCAGCGUCAAUGCUGGUGGUGCGGUGCAACUCAGCGUGGAGGUGACGUUGCUUUUUAACCGCCGCGUAGAAGGGGAGUGUGUUGUCAUUGACACCUCCGCUUGCCUCAUGGAUGAGCGGGCACCCGUCGUGUUUCGUCUCGCCGCUGUCCCCAACAAUGAACCCCUGCGUGUCAUAAACAUUCAGACCCCGCUGUAUACAUCCCUUUAUUAUGAGAUGAUUGUGGAAAGCCCUUUUCCGGAGAGUUGUGUGGCAACCCUUCGCUUUGCGCAGGAGUAUAAGAAUGAUGCCGGGUACCCUGAGGGGGAUUUUGGUAAAACGAUACAGAAUGCCUUCAGUAUCCCCGUUGGAGUCGUUCCUUUCCGCAGCGGCGAGAAAUCAAAGGUGGUGGUGCAGUUUUUUCCUUUUGCCCGCGGUAAAUACGAGGCUCACAUCACAUUUCAUGACGAACGGCAGGGCGAGUUUUCGUACCUUGUCGUUGGCACAUGCACGAUGCCAAAGGUGACGGACAAAGUGAGCAUCCGGGCCGAGUCUGGGGAGGAGUGCACGCAGACAAUUUUCUUGAAACUUCAGAAUGCACCGUUUGAAAGGAUGCUGCGUGCGGCUGAGGACCAUCGCCGCGUCUCUGUUGUGCGCGCCGGGAAACGUUCCCUUAUGCCGGAUCUUGUGGGUGUGCCCUACAGUGUGAGCUUUGUGAACGAGGCCAACGUUGGCCCGAAUCCCUUUUUUCGCGGCCCCGAGAAUGUCACAUUUGUGGCAGGCGAGUCGAUGUUGCCAUUGUCUUUCACAUUUUUGCCCAAAUAUCUCGGUGAGUACAAUUGUUACAUUAUUCUUGCCUCAAAGUACGAUGUGCGUAGCAUUCAGUUGACUGGCAAGUGUGUUCCGACCGGUGAAAGAGGCGUUCUUCGUUUUGCCUGCCCUGCUAGACAACUUAUCACACAGGGCUUGUCUGUGACGAAUAACACCAAUGAGAAUUGGUUGAUUACGGCCACCGUGACGGGUCCGGGGUUCAGUGGGCCAAAAGAGAUGCGUGUACCGUGUGGGAAGCAACGGGAGUAUUCACUGCGCUACUGCCCUGCGUGGAUUUCCUCGGCAAAUGGGAAUCUGACCCUAUUCAACAACACGACGGGGGAACGCUGUGUAUAUACGCUUAUCGGCGAGGCGGAGGAGCCAGUGUCAGAGGAUGUGCUCUUUGUGGACUGCCGGGCACGCGAACGUUGUGUAGUGACAUUGACAGUUCCUGACGUCAGUGGUGUGGAUGCCACAUAUCUCGUGGAGACGGAUCUGCCGUUUGCUCGAGGGGAGUCGUCACUUUUGGUGCGAAGAGGAUCUACCAGCAAGUACUCACUCGUAUUGCAUCCUGUGAUGGGUGGCACGUAUGCAGGGACGGUUAAGUGUCGUGCCCCCAAUGGACGUUAUGCGUGGUAUGCCGUGACAGUCAAUGUCAGCCCCCCUGAGAAGGAGGGUACGGUUGAGAUAAGGACCGAUACACGCACUCCUGUGACAGCCGACGUGAGUAUUCAGAACCCAAGUGACAAAUCUCUCAUAUUUAAUGUGCGUCGCUUCGGCCCUGGUCUUUUUGGUGAGAACUCUAUCCUUGUGGAACCAGGCGCCCCCGCGGUGUACUCGCUGUUGUUUGUUCCAUCCCAACUUGGCUCCUUUGACGGACGCCUUGCAUUUUGCAGCGAGGAGGCAGGUGAGUUCUGGUACGAACUGAGCAUUGUUGUCGAGGAGGCGGCUCCUGAAGAGAUUGCAUUUGAAAGCGAGAUUGGUGUUCCAGAUGUGAUGCAGGUUCGGAUACCAAACAACACCUCCAUUGAACGGACUCUUGUUGUCUUCAAUACCAACCCCCGUAAUUUCUCAACGGCACCGGCUCUUUUGACGAUUCCAGCCUAUUCUGAGCUGACGGUUGAUAUUGUGUAUACGCCUACUGCAAUAGAGAAGCCACAGGAGACAAUGCUCAGGCUACAUAAUCCGGAUCUUGGCGAGUGGCGCUACCACUGCCGCGGUGUCGGCCGUCCGCCCGCGGAGAGCGCCCCGGUGGAGUGUGUCUGCGACGUCGGGGGAAAAUUGUCCGUGGCGCUCAAGAUAAAAAAUCCGUUUGAUGUACACAUUGUCCCCGUAGUGGAACUUUGCUGCGACAAGGAGGGGUAUUACACCUUGGCUACGAUGCCGCAGCUGCCAUCCAUCGCACCGGGGGCGGAGGGUGCCAUAUCGCUUACCUACACGCCCAAAUCUGUCGGUCGCCAUGAGGCCACCGUCCUCGUGCGUCCGAAGACUUCGGCGCAGGAGGCGCAAAAUUUCACUUGGAGAUUCCCGCUGAGGGGUGUUGCGGAGUGGCGUUGCCGCGAUGCGCCUCGGCGUUUCCGUUGCGUGGCAAGGCGCCAGCUGGAGGAGACGAUCACGUUGGAAGCACCGGGGCUUACGGAAGAGGAGUGUUGUCUCUCCGUGGCGUUGGAAUUAGAGCGUCACCAGCAGUACGCGACGGCUGUAGAGGCAAGUCUUCAAAGCAAGGUGGAGGUUUCCAACGCAGCAAAGGAGCUGCUUACUGUCAAUAUACGCUUUGCUCCCUUGCGUUCCUUCCUUGCCGCGGCUGACCUUGUCGUUCGCUCUGGAAAGGGUGCGGCGUGGCGGUAUUCUAUCGUUCUGGAUGCAUUACGGGCUGAGUAUGACGAUGUGGUGACUAUUAAGGCCGCUCUUCGCACCGUAUCCGCCGUCGUAUUCGACAUGUACAAUGUGUUUCCACACACUUCUCCUUUCAAUGCCUAUUUUACCCCUGAAAGCUCUCGUGAUUUUUCUGUAAUGAAUGCGCGUGGGGUGCUGCAUCCGUUCUUGGUGGGCCAGCGCAACCCGGGGGUUGCGACACCGCUGCAGGUGCGGUUUGCCCCCUCAGCCCGUCUACCGCGGGUGGAGGGGACUCUCAUUGUUGACACCGAGGAAAUGCAGUGGUCCUUCAAGGUGAUCGGGAAGAUUGAGGAUAGACAGACGCGAUAG
Trypanosoma cruzi is the source of this 8046-nucleotide messenger RNA. RefSeq lists its product as uncharacterized. Lineage: Eukaryota; Euglenozoa; Kinetoplastea; Trypanosomatida; Trypanosomatidae. The record is from RefSeq and is a predicted model, not a curated record. The coding region runs from base 1 to 8046 and encodes 2681 amino acids. The transcript has a single exon.